GUCACACACACUGAGCAGAACACUGAUGACCCUCCUCAUCCUCACUGACUGAUGAAGAGUUGCUGAAUCACUUCUACAACACUUAAGUUUGGGCCAAUAGUUGUGCUCGUGUUGCAGGACUGUCGUCAUCAUCAUGCCUCCUCAGCAGCAGUCCCAGAACCGGGCCGUGUCUCGAGUCCUGCAGGACGUCCCGGCGGAUCUGAGUCCAGCGCUGCGAGAGUUCAUCGAGAACAGCGUGAGUCUCUGCCAGCCGGACUCGCUCCACAUCUGUGACGGGUCCGACGAGGAGAACCGGGCCGUGCUCAGUCUGCUGGAGGAACAGGGCGUCAUCACACAACUACACAAGUACAACAACUGCUGGCUGGCGCGCACAGACCCGCGAGACGUGGCCCGAGUCGAGAGCAAGACGGUGAUCGUGACCCCGGAGCAGCGAGACGCGGUUCCUUCACCUCGAGGCGGAGGCGUCAGUGAACUCGGCCGAUGGAUGUCACCCGAGGAAUGGGACAAAGCCAAGAACCUGCGCUUCCCGGGCUGCAUGAAAGGUCGUGUGAUGUACGUGAUCCCGUUCAGCAUGGGUCCGGUUGGGUCUCCGCUCUCGAAGAUCGGUGUGGAACUGACCGACUCCCCGUAUGUCGUGGCCAGUAUGAGGAUCAUGACCCGCGUGGGAAAGGCCGUUCUGGACGCGCUCGGGAACGGAGAGUUUGUGAGAUGCCUUCACUCCGUCGGAUGCCCACUUCCCCUCAAGAAGCCGCUGGUGAAUAACUGGCCCUGUAACCCGGAUCUCACGCUGAUCGCACACAUCCCGGAGCAGAGGAGCAUCGUGUCGUUCGGCAGCGGGUACGGGGGGAACUCUCUACUGGGAAAGAAGUGUUUCGCUCUUCGAAUCGCGUCUCGCAUCGCUAAAGAGGAGGGCUGGCUGGCCGAACACAUGCUGAUCCUGGGCAUCACUAACCCGGCGGGACAGAAGAAGUAUUUCGCGGCGGCGUUCCCGAGCGCGUGUGGCAAGACGAACCUGGCCAUGCUGAAGCCCUCUCUGCCGGGCUGGAAGGUGGAGUGUGUCGGAGACGACAUCGCCUGGAUGAAGUUCGACACCGAAGGGAAUCUCAGAGCCAUCAACCCAGAGAACGGUUUCUUCGGUGUGGCACCAGGAACCUCCAGCAGAACCAACCCGAACGCCAUGCACACCAUCCGCCAGAACACCAUCUUCACCAACGUGGCCGAGACCAGCGCCGGCGGGGUUUACUGGGAGGGCAUGGAUGAGGAUCUGCCCGAGGGAACGACCCUGAAGUCCUGGAAGAACCGGCCCUGGACGCCCGAGGACGGCGAGCCGUGCGCUCAUCCCAACUCACGCUUCUGCACGCCGGCCGGCCAGUGUCCCAUCAUCGACCCGCAGUGGGAGUCUCCCGAAGGCGUUCCCAUCGAGGCCGUGAUCUUCGGUGGGCGUCGGCCCGAGGGCGUCCCGCUGGUGUACGAGGCUUUCGAUUGGUCACACGGAGUGUUUGUGGGCGCGGCCAUGAGAUCCGAAGCCACGGCGGCCGCCGAACACACAGGUAAAGUCAUCAUGCACGACCCGUUCGCCAUGCGCCCGUUCUUCGGCUAUAACUUCGGUCAGUAUCUGUCCCACUGGCUGAGCAUGCAGGACCGCCCCGAUGCCAAACUGCCCAAGAUCUUCCACGUCAACUGGUUCCGCAAGAGCGCGUCGGGCCGGUUCCUGUGGCCCGGCUUCGGGGACAACAUCCGUGUGCUGGAGUGGAUGUUCCGCAGGAUCAGCGGCGAGGCCGGAGCGAUGCCCAGCGCCGUCGGGUUCCUGCCCGUCCAGCUGAACCUCAGAGGUCUCCCGUCGGACCUGGACCAGGACCAGCUCUUCCACAUCUCAGCCCAGUUCUGGAGCCGGGAGAUGGAGGAGAUCCGAGCGUACUUCCGGCGCGAGGUGAACCAGGACCUGCCCGCAGAGAUGGAGCGCCAGCUGGAGAUGCUGGAGCAGAGAGUGGCACGGCUGUGAGAGCCGCAACUCUUUAUAUUUCUAAUCAGUGGCUGAACCUGCUAUGGAAUUAAACAAAAAAAAAACUAAAUUUUUUAUCUUGCAUUUAUAUUUUUUUGACAUAAACUUGGAAUUCCAAGGAAAAAAAGUCAGAAAUGUAAGAUAUAAACUCGUAAUUCCGAGGAGAAAUGUGGAAUUUUAAGAUAUAAACUUGGAAUUCUGAGGGGAAAAAGUUGGAAAGAAUUCCAAGGAAAAAUUAGUCAUUUUAAGAAAUAAACUCAAAAUUCUGAAGAGAAAAGUCAGAAUUGUGAGAUAUAAACUUGGAAUUCCAAGGAAAAAUUCUGAAUGGUAACAUAUAAACUUGGAAUUCUGAGGAAAAAAGUCAGAAUUGUGAGAUAUAAACUUGAAAACAAAUUCAGAAGAAGAGCUUCCACAGACUGAGACGGAAAUGUCAAGCUGCCGAAGAUCUGAUGACAUCUAUGUAUGAACUUAAAGGACUGUUUGUUAUUUAACCUUAUAAAUUAUUGAUGCAAAAUGUCCAACUAUGUUCACAUUUAUAUAUUCAGCGGGAGUCUUUAUGGCAGAAAACUUUAAACUCUUUGCAACCAUUUCAUUUUUCUAAAUGUCUUAAAUUAUUUUUGUAUUUCUAUGCCUUUUGAUAUCUAGAUCUCCUUAUGAUCUAGAUAUUAAUAAUAAAGAUAUUUAAAUGUA
Molecule: messenger RNA, 2692 nt
Organism: Pimephales promelas (fathead minnow)
Lineage: Eukaryota; Metazoa; Chordata; Actinopteri; Cypriniformes; Leuciscidae
Gene: pck1
Product: phosphoenolpyruvate carboxykinase 1 (soluble)
Biological process (GO): cellular response to dexamethasone stimulus; gluconeogenesis; response to starvation
Cellular component (GO): cytosol
Molecular function (GO): manganese ion binding; phosphoenolpyruvate carboxykinase (GTP) activity; GTP binding
Source: RefSeq, a predicted model, not a curated record